Phlebotomus papatasi is the source of this 3995-nucleotide messenger RNA. RefSeq names its product FACT complex subunit spt16 (gene dre4). Gene Ontology annotation, cellular component: FACT complex. Gene Ontology annotation, molecular function: nucleosome binding. The coding region runs from base 412 to 3717 and encodes 1101 amino acids. The record is from RefSeq and is a predicted model, not a curated record. NCBI's taxonomy places the organism in Eukaryota, Metazoa, Arthropoda, Insecta, Diptera, Psychodidae. The transcript is spliced from 10 exons. Gene Ontology annotation, biological process: transcription elongation by RNA polymerase II; positive regulation of transcription elongation by RNA polymerase II.
CAAUUCCGACAUUCCGGUGUUGUGUGUGGUGGUGUUAGCUGCGUUGUUGCUUAUAGUUUUUUCUGCUCAAAAAUUGCGCUUUUCUCGUCAUUCAAAACGCUUCUAAAACAAGAUAAACUGGGUGAUAAGUUGGAAUUGGCGUGUUUCGUUAUCGAAUCGUGUAUUGGGCAUUACGGAAAAGUAGUGGAAUCUCUGUGAAAAGCGUUGAGGAAAAAUCUGUGUUGGAAUGACGGCUCCAAGGGUGGAAAACCCAGGCCGCCACUGAACAAGAGAGAGAGAGAGAGAGAGCGCGAUUGCAGUAGCCGGAGACAUUUGCCGGAGAGUCGUGUGUGUCAAACAGUGAACAAUUUUCCCAGUUUUCCAGCUGAAAAAGUUGCUUUUUCCGAGUGAUUGAAGUGCGAAAGGCAAGGGAUGGCCAAUAUUGUCUUGGACAAAGACUCCUUCUUUCGCCGAAUCAAGAGGAUUUACAGCGAUUGGAAGGAGUCAUCAGUGAAGCACGAUGAUGCCCUCAUGAAGGUGGAUUGCAUUAUGUCAGCUGUUGGAGUGGACGAGGAAACAAUUUAUUCGAAAUCAACGGCUCUUCAGACUUGGCUCCUUGGGUAUGAACUCACAGACACUAUUAGUGUCUUUACCGAGGAUGCGAUCUACUUCCUGGCCAGCAAGAAGAAAAUUGAAUUCCUGAAGCAGAUUGAAAAUGCCAAGGAAGAGGAUGUUCCAGCUGUUAAGCUUCUCAUUAGGGACAGGACUGAUCAGGACAAGGCAAACUUUGCGAAACUCCUCGAAGCUAUUCGGGCGUCAAAGAAAGGGAAGACCCUUGGGGUUUUCCUGAAGGAUGUCUGUGGCGGGGACUUUUGUGAGUCCUGGCGAGCUGCUCUGAAAAAUGAGAAUUUCGAUGAAGUGGACAUUGGAGCUUCAUUGGGAUACAUUAUGUGUCCUAAGGAAGAUUCCGAGGUGUCUCUCAUUAAAAAGGCAUGUCUAGCUUCGGUGGAUCUGUUCAAUAAAUAUCUCAAGGAUCAAAUAAUGGAGAUUAUUGAUUCAGACAAGAAAGUGAAGCAUACGAAGUUGGCUGAGGGAGUAGAAACUGCUCUCAGUGAUAAGAAGUAUGUGACAAAUGUGGAUACAAGUCAGUUAGAUGUCUGCUAUCCGCCAAUUAUUCAGUCCGGAGGGAAUUACAGUCUCAAGUACAGUGCCCUGAGUGACAAGAAUUAUCUCCAUUUUGGAGCAAUUGUUUGUUCCCUGGGAACCAGAUACAAGUCAUAUUGUUCAAACAUCACAAGAACUUUGCUCGUUAAUCCGUCUGAUGUUGUCCAGGCCAAUUAUAAUUUUUUGGUGGAUCUGGAGGAGGAGGUGCUGAAGAAGAUGACGCCAGGGGAGAAGAUGUGUGAUGUGUAUGAGGCCGGAUUGGCGUAUGCACAGAAGACAAAGCCCAAUUUGGUGGAGAAUCUGGUGAAGACAUUUGGAUUUGCCAUGGGCAUUGAAUUUCGGGAGAGUUCAAUUAUAAUAGGGCCAAAAUGUUCGGCAGUAUUGAAGAAGGGAAUGGUUUUCAAUGUUAACAUUGGUCUGGCUAAUCUUACCAAUAAAGAUGCCACGGAUAAAGAGGGAAAGACCUAUGCUCUCUUCAUAGCUGAUACGGUUUUGGUGAAUGAAGAACCUCCGGUUACUGUGCUAACAGCCAGUAAGAAGAAAAUUAAGAAUAUUGGGAUCUUCCUCAAGGAUGACGAAGAGGAGGAUGAUGAGGAGGAAGAGAAGAGUUCGGAAAAGGCUCCAGAGAUUCUUGGUCGUGGCAAGAGGUCCACAGUGCUAGAGAAUAAGUUGCGUUCUGAACACAGUGCAGAGGAAAAGCGUAAGCAACAUCAAAAAGAACUUGCUCAGGCACUCAAUGAAAAGGCCAAGGAGCGUCUGGCUAAGCAGGGUGGUGCCAAGGAGACGGAAAAGGUGCGAAAGUCCACAGUGUCCUACAAAAGUAUCAAUCAAAUGCCUCGUGAGGCUGAAGUGAAAGAACUCAAGCUGUACGUUGAUCGGAAGUAUGAGACAGUAAUUAUGCCAAUCUUUGGUAUUCCUGUACCCUUUCACAUUUCCACCAUUAAGAAUAUCUCUCAGAGUGUUGAGGGUGACUAUACAUACUUGAGAAUAAAUUUCUUCCAUCCGGGAGCAACGAUGGGACGCAAUGAGGGCAGUUUGUACUUUCAGCCAGAUGCUACGUUCCUCAAGGAGGUCACAUAUCGCAGCACAAAUACCAAGGAACCAGGAGAAAUAUCGGCUCCAUCAUCGAAUCUCAAUACGGCAUUUAGGUUGAUCAAGGAAGUGCAGAAGCGCUUUAAGACCCGUGAAGCUGAAGAGCGCGAAAAGGAGGAUCUUGUGAAGCAAGAUACGUUGAUUUUGUCACAGAACAAGGGCAAUCCAAAGCUCAAGGAUCUCUACAUUCGUCCCAAUAUUGUCACCAAGAGGAUGACAGGAGCCCUAGAGGCGCACUCCAAUGGUUUUAGGUACACUUCUGUGCGCGGAGACAAAGUUGACAUUCUCUACAAUAACAUCAAAAGCGCGUUCUUCCAACCCUGCGACGGUGAGAUGAUCAUCCUGCUGCAUUUUCACCUUAAGCAUGCCAUAAUGUUUGGCAAGAAGAAGCACAUUGAUGUGCAGUUUUACACAGAAGUGGGCGAGAUUACGACAGAUCUGGGAAAGCAUCAGCAUAUGCAUGAUCGCGAUGAUCUGGCGGCUGAACAGGCCGAGCGUGAGUUACGUCACAAGCUCAAGACAGCCUUCAAGAGCUUCUGCGAGAAGGUUGAAGCCAUGACGAAGCAGAGUGUGGAGUUUGAUACGCCAUUCCGGGAAUUGGGAUUCCCGGGAGCACCAUUCCGGAGCACAGUUCUCCUGCAGCCAACAUCCGGCAGUUUGGUCAAUUUGACUGAAUGGCCACCAUUUGUCAUUCCGCUUGAGGAUGUUGAAUUAGUUCACUUUGAACGUGUCCAAUUCCAUCUUAGGAAUUUUGAUAUGAUCUUCGUGUUUAAGGAUUAUGCCAAGAAAGUGUCCAUGGUCAAUGCUAUUCCCAUGAAUAUGCUGGAUCACGUCAAGGAGUGGCUCAAUUCAUGUGACAUUCGUUAUUCCGAGGGUAUCCAAUCACUCAACUGGGCUAAGAUUAUGAAGACCAUUGUGGAUGAUCCUGAGGGAUUUUUUGAAAAUGGCGGUUGGACUUUCUUGGAUCCCGAAUCAGAUGGCGAGGAACAAGGUGGAGGUGACAGUGAUGAAUCUGAAGAAGAUGAAGUUUAUGAACCGUCGGAUGCCGAAAGUGAGGAGGAAUCCGAUGAUGACUCCGAUUACUCAGAAGCUUCAGAAGAUGACAGUGAUGAAAGUGAAGAAGAAUUGGGGACUGAUGAAGAAUCUGGAAAGGAUUGGUCAGAUCUUGAACGUGAAGCAGCUGAAGAGGAUAAAAAUAAUGCGUACAGAGAGGAUGAUAGGAGUAAGAUAUCAACAUCGUCAAAGCGUGAUCGUGGACGUGAUUAUGAUAAACACAAGUCCAGCAGUAAGCAUAGACGAGAACUGCAUUCGAAGAAUAAAAAGAAGAGCAAUAGGCCGGACAAUAGUCACUCUUCAUCUAAGAACAAGAGUUCGAGCAGUGACAAACACCAUCGAGAUCGUCAUCACGACAGCAAAAAGCGCUCCAGAGAUGACAGUCGCGACAGUGGACAUCAUCGAAGUUCUAAGAAAUCCAGGAAGUAAAAGAUGCAUAACAACGGAGUUUAAAAAAAAAAAAACAUUGAAGUAUGAAAAAAACCAAUUCCAAUAUUUUGGAUUCUUGUGUCGCAUGUUUUUUUCAAAAAUUUGACGAGCAAAUGGAGUAAUGAGAGUGAGAGAAGGAGAGGAGAAAAGGUAAGAUCCUCAGUUAUUUUUCUGUUGGAGAGUUUCCUGGAGGAUGGCGUAGUAGGCUACUGCUGCAGUGAACCACAAUUUUCUGAUUCUUUUUUAUAGUAAUAAAUAUUUGUAUAAUUUUGAGCAUA